This is a messenger RNA of Salarias fasciatus (jewelled blenny), 3726 nucleotides long. It is a transcript of the gene lars1b, whose product is annotated as leucyl-tRNA synthetase 1b. The record is from RefSeq and is a predicted model, not a curated record. Gene Ontology annotation, molecular function: leucine-tRNA ligase activity; ATP binding; aminoacyl-tRNA deacylase activity. The coding region runs from base 98 to 3652 and encodes 1184 amino acids. The transcript is spliced from 32 exons. Gene Ontology annotation, biological process: leucyl-tRNA aminoacylation. Lineage: Eukaryota; Metazoa; Chordata; Actinopteri; Blenniiformes; Blenniidae.
GUCAGCCAGAUACCGGCGGCGUGGUUCUCUUCUUGUCAAACUCUCUCCCCUUCUCUUUAAAGCUCAAAGUAACAAAGGUCUGGUGGUGUGGCUCAAAAUGACGGAACGCAAAGGAACUGCGAAGUUGGACUUUUUGAGGAAGAUUGAAGUGGAAAUCCAGGAGAAAUGGGAGAAGGAGAAAACCUUUCAGCAGGAUGCACCGACAACUAUUGGGGAAAGCACAAACAAAAACAAGUACUUUGUCACCUUCCCCUACCCAUACAUGAAUGGCCGGUUGCACCUUGGCCAUACAUUCAGCUUGUCGAAAUGUGAGUUUGCUGUUGGUUACCAGCGUCUGAAAGGGAAGAAUUGCCUCUUUCCAUUUGGGCUGCAUUGCACGGGAAUGCCUAUCAAAGCCUGUGCAGACAAGUUGAAGAGGGAGAUGGAGCUGUAUGGCAACCCUCCGCAGUUUCCUGACGAAGAGGAAGAGAAGGAGGAGAAGCCAAAGGCAUCUGAGGAAAUCAUCAUCAAGGACAAAACAAAGGGCAAGAAGAGUAAAGCUUUGGCCAAAUCUGGAUCUUCCACUUUCCAAUGGGACAUCAUGCGGUCUUUGGGCCUGAAAGAUAAUGAGAUUUCCCAGUUUGCCAAUGCUGACCACUGGCUCGAGUACUUCCCUCCUUUGGCUGUCCACGACCUCAGACAGAUGGGAGUCAAGGUCGAUUGGAGGCGUUCAUUCAUCACCACGGACGUGAACCCAUUCUACGACUCCUUUGUCAGGUGGCAGUAUGUCACGCUGAGAGAAAGAAAAAAGAUCAAGUUUGGAAAAAGGUACACCAUCUACUCACCAAAGGACGGGCAGCCGUGUAUGGACCAUGACAGGCAAACAGGAGAGGGAGUCGGUCCUCAGGAGUACACUCUCAUCAAGAUGAAGAUGGUUGAACCUUUCACAGCAAAGUUCAAAUCCAAAGUCUUUUACAGCAGUGGCAUGAAAGGCAAAAACAUCUUCCUGGUGGCUGCCACUCUGAGACCAGAGACCAUGUUUGGCCAGACCAACUGCUGGGUGAGGCCAGACAUGAAGUACGUCGCCUUCGAGACGGUCAACGGAGACGUCUUCAUCUGCACCGGCAGGUCUGCCAGGAACAUGUCGUUUCAGGGCUUCACCAAGGAGAACGGAGUGGUGCCGGUGGUGAUGGAAAUCCUGGGGCAGGAUAUCCUGGGCUGUGCCUUGAGUGCUCCUUUGACCUCCUACAAGGUCAUCUACGCGCUGCCCAUGCUCACCAUCAAGGAGGACAAAGGCACUGGAGUUGUUACCAGCGUACCAUCGGACGCUCCUGACGACAUCGCUGCUCUCCGAGACAUCAAGAAAAAACAGGCUCUACGGGAGAAGUAUGGAAUUGAGGACAAAAUGGUUUUGCCAUUUGAGCCGAUCCCCAUCAUAGAGAUCCCAGGUUAUGGCAAUCUGUCGGCUCCUCUGGUGUGUGACGAGCUGAAGAUCCAGAGCCAGAAUGACAAGGACAAGCUGAUGGAAGCAAAGGAGAGGGUGUACCUGAAGGGAUUUUACGAAGGGAUUAUGUUGGUUGAGGGAUACAAAGGGCAGAAGGUCCAGGAUGUGAAGAAGCCCAUCCAGAAGAUGAUGGUGGAAAGGGGGGAGGCCAUGAUCUACAUGGAGCCUGAAAAGCAGGUCAUGUCCCGUUCGGUUGACGAGUGUGUGGUGGCUCUCUGUGAUCAGUGGUAUUUGGACUAUGGGGAUGCUGAGUGGAAGCAGCAGGCCACUGAGGCUCUCAAGUCUUUGGAAACAUUCUGUGAGGAGACCAGGAGGAACUUUGAGGCGGCUCUGGCGUGGCUGCAGGAGCAUGCCUGCUCCCGUACCUACGGCCUGGGAACGCGGCUGCCUUGGGACGAGCAGUGGCUGAUUGAGUCACUAUCGGACUCCACCAUCUACAUGGCUUUCUACACCGUAGCACACCUCCUCCAGGGAGGCGUGCUCAACGGACAGGGACCGUCACCACUGGGAAUCAAGCCAGAGCAGAUGACCAGGGAGGUGUGGGACUUCAUCUUCUUCAAGACGUCUCCCUUCCCGAAGACGGACAUCCCCAAGGAGCACCUUCAGAAGCUGAGGAGGGAGUUUGAGUACUGGUACCCCGUGGACGUGCGCGCGUCCGGGAAGGACCUGGUGCCCAACCACCUGUCCUACUACCUGUACAACCACGUGGCCAUGUGGCCCAAAGACAACGGGAAAUGGCCUCAAGCUGUGCGAGCGAAUGGGCAUCUGCUCCUGAACUCUGAAAAGAUGUCCAAAUCGACAGGGAACUUCCUCACUCUCACCCAAGCCGUCGACAAGUUUUCAGCAGACGGUAUGCGUUUGGCUCUUGCCGACGCCGGCGACACGGUGGAGGAUGCCAACUUCGUGGAGACCAUGGCCGACGCUGGCAUCCUGCGCCUCUACACCUGGGUGGAGUGGGUGAAGGAGAUGAUCGCCAACCAGAACAACCUGAGGACAGGACCAGCCGACACCUUCAACGAUCGUGUCUUUUCCAGUGAGAUGAAUGCCGGCAUCCUGAAGACGGAGCAGCACUAUGAGAGGAUGAUGUACAAGGAGGCUCUGAAGACGGGGUUUUUCGAGUUCCAGGCAGCCAAGGAUAAGUAUCGGGAGCUGGCCAUCGAAGGGAUGCACAGAGAUCUGGUCUUCCAGUUCAUCGAGAGACAGACUCUGCUGCUGGCGCCCAUCUGCCCACACCUUUGUGAAUACACCUGGGGUCUGCUGGGAAAGACGAGUUCUCUGAUGAAGGCCUCUUGGCCUGUGGCCGGGCCAGUCGACGAGAUCCUGAUCCGCUCCUCUCAGUAUUUGAUGGAGACGGCACACGACCUGCGUCUGAGGCUGAAGGCCUACCUGCUGCCCCCCAAGAGCAAGAAAGGUGACUCGAAGCCCCCAGCCAAACCUUCGCACUGCUCCAUCUACGUGGCCAGGAGCUACCCUCCGUGGCAGCACAGCGCCUUAUCCCUGCUCGGCAAGCACUACAAGAGCAACGACGGCGUCCUUCCCGACAACAAAGUGAUAGCGAGCGAGCUGGGAGCGCUGCCCGAGCUGAAGAAGUACAUGAAGAGAGUGAUGCCUUUUGUAGCCAUGAUCAAGGAAAACCUGGAAAAGAACGGACCCAGAGUGUUGGAUCUGCAGCUGGAGUUUGAUGAGCGCGCUGUUCUCGCGGAGAACCUGGUCUACUUAACCAACUCUCUGGAGUUGGAGCAGAUUGAUGUCUUGUUUGCAUCCGAGGGCGACGACAAAGUGAAGGAAGACUGUUGCCCUGGGAAACCAUUCAGCAUUUUCAGAUCGGAGCCUGGAGUCUGUGUCUCUCUCGUGAACCCUCAACCAUGCAACGGCCUGUUCUCCACAAAAGUGGACAUCCGACAAGGCGACACCAGAGACAGUGUGGUGAGGAGGCUGGCCAGGAUCAACAGACUCAUCAAAGAUCUGUCCAGAGUGAAGCUGAUGAGGUACGAGGACCCCGUGUCGGGCCCUCGCCGGGUGCCCGUCCUGGGCCACGAGGAGAAGGGCAAGCUGCCCAUCUCCAACACGUCUGUGUUCAACGUCAACCUGGAGGAGAAGAAGAUCACCCUGGCCGACAACGGCCUCACCGCCGACGUCGGGGACACUCUGGUUUAUCUGGUCAAUUAGAAAGAAAAAAAAAAAAAAACAGGCAGACACGCGAGGGCACAUUCAGCUGUCAGCUCUUUGGAAAUGACUCAAAU